AUGACACCGAAAUUACGAGUACUGAUACCGUCAAAUGGUGGAAAAGGAUAUCCACCAAAAACACCUUGUCCUGUAAAUUCACCGACACCCACAAAAAUCGAGACGGAUGGAUUCAAAGGUGAUAUCUGGGUAUUCGUUAAAGGGUAUAACGGAGAAUUGAAUAAAGGUGAUGGAAAAGAAUAUUUCGGUGUGAAAGGUAGGGAGAGUAUGAGUUAUGGGAUUGUUGUAAGAGGUAAAUACAAAAAUUCGUUCAAUGCAGAUCAAGUCGUUUUCGGAAAUGUUUUUGAGAAAUCUAUAAAAGAUAAUUUACCUUGGGGGACAAGCAUAGCGACGAAAUUUAUGUACUUCGUGGAUCCAACGGUUGAAGCAGAUAUUUACGCAGAUAAACCAUGGGCUUUGUCUCCUGCUUUAGCUACGAUGGCACAUUUAUCAUUGACCUCUGAGAAAGGAGGAAACGAGAAGCCGUAUAUCGAUGAAGAUAGUUCAAAGUGGCUGGAGGAGAACGUAGAGGAAGAUGCUCGUUUAGCCGACGAUAUCCCACCGUUCACAGAUGAUAAAUCGCAAAUAUCAACAAGGAAAAAGUGGUUGACUAAAUCUUCGAACAGACAAGCUGUUGAAGUUGAUCCAGACACUGAAGUGGGGAUGGAAUUCUCAAAUGGAUUAUUGGACUUUAAUACCCUUUCCGCUCAAUUGCCACCUCCUUUCUCACUCCAGAUACCUCUGUUGAAGUACUGGGAUGGUCAACCUGUGACAUAUGUAUGUCAAGCUAAACCCCCAAAGGGAGAAUCACCAAUAGGUCAACAAGUCUACUGGAGCGUGGCUUUUGAGAUCGUUGAUGAGGAAGUCAAAGCUGCUCUAGAGAAGAAAGGUGGCAGAGUCUUGUCUCAUGGUGAAGACCAAUCGGAUAAUGAAGGAGAUAAGAAGGAUGAUGGAGAACAGGAAGAAGAGAAUGAUGACGUUGAUUAG
Messenger RNA from Kwoniella shivajii, 966 nucleotides. RefSeq lists its product as uncharacterized. The coding region runs from base 1 to 966 and encodes 321 amino acids. NCBI's taxonomy places the organism in Eukaryota, Fungi, Basidiomycota, Tremellomycetes, Tremellales, Cryptococcaceae. The record is from RefSeq and is a predicted model, not a curated record. The transcript is spliced from 5 exons.